CAGUCAUUUCAUGUUAGUUAGGUUAUGUGUACACAAAUGUUGAGUGUUUGUAAACAACAUUUUUCAAGCAAUAAAAAUAAACAUUUCUCGCAUAAAUUAAGCUGCAAAAAUAUAAACUGAAGAAACAAUGGAGGAUCAGGAUGUUAUAACGACGCAUUGCAGAUCUAUUUUUGACUUGCCAGUGGAGGAUAUAGUAAUUACGCACAUUGCAAAAUAUUUAACCUUGGUGGAUAUAUUCAACUUCCGGACUUGCUCCAGGGAUUCCAGGGAUUUGGCCAAUAAAAUGCUUGCUGGACGCGAUGAAGUUGCACUAACUCAGGUUACGGAAACGUGUGGAGAGAUGGCCUUUCGUGUAAUUGUACAAAAUUGCAGGAAGUUGAAAAAAUUCCGACUGCAUUUCCUGACUUGGCUGACGGAUGAAUUGCUUAUAGAAUUUCUUCAGAAUAAUCCUCUGCUGGAGAUGGUAGAAUUCUAUUAUUGUCAAAAUGUUACUUGCGAAGGUCUCCGUCCACUCGUUUCCUGCAAGAAUAUCGUGUCUCUAUGGCUAGCUCUGAUGAAAUGUGACGAUAAAUUGCUCCAAGACAUUAGUCUGCACAAUAACAAUCUUAUAGAAGUAAACUUAAGCUCUGUCUGGAAAGUAUCAGCAGAGUGCCUGGUUGAGUUUUUCAAAAGGCAGCCUCAGCUACACGUGAUCUUCAUGCCUUCCUUGGAAGACGGACAGCAAGUUGUCCGAACAAUUAUUGAGCAUUGUCCAAACAUACGAAAUUUCUGCAUCAUGGAUUGCGAACCCGUGACUGACGACCUAGUUCUGGAAAUAAUCCAAAAAUGCAGCAAUCUCAAAGUCCUGUGCCUUCCAUGGUUUUACUCAACUGAAAUUAUGUCCAAGGAGGUGAAACGUAAAAUGGAGAAAAAGAAAAUAUAUUUGGGUGAUCCAGGACAGCCGUACUUUCGUGUAGGAAAAUUUGAAUACCUCUAUCAUCCCUGGUUCAUACAUAGAGACUGCUGGCACAAAGAACAAAGAUGUGUUAACCUAGAAGGAGUCAGGAAAUGGAGGGCGACACCAUGGCCUUAAUAUUUGUAGGAAGUUGUAAAUUGUAAUCCUUGUAAUAUACUUUUUUUUUUAUAAAGAAAUGCUUAUAGCA
This is a messenger RNA of Phlebotomus papatasi, 1142 nucleotides long. RefSeq names its product F-box/LRR-repeat protein 15-like. The record is from RefSeq and is a predicted model, not a curated record. The coding region runs from base 128 to 1072 and encodes 314 amino acids. Gene Ontology annotation, molecular function: protein binding. The transcript has 2 exons. NCBI's taxonomy places the organism in Eukaryota, Metazoa, Arthropoda, Insecta, Diptera, Psychodidae.